UCUAAGAGAGGGGUCAGCACCUGCCCUUAUGGUGGUGUGGCUGAGAGCCCCUCUCAGACCCUCCAGAAGAUAAGAGGAUCUGUGCCCCCGAAGGCACAGGACCCAGGCGUCCCCAAGGUUCCAGCCUGAGCAGGGUCGGCUUUGUGAACCACUGCCAUUGCCUCCCUCAUGCUCCACCUCCACCACCGCCCCCCUCCUCGGAGCUUGGGGACAGGUGUCCCUGGCCCCCUUCCCCCACCUCCCCCUCCUGACUUUAGCUGCCUGGAUGCAAUGGGACCAUGGCACAGUUCCCGCCUGACCUGGCUCCUGGCAGGGUUUUAGGCCUUUCUUAGACCCCAGUCUACAGUAGGAGUUCCAGGGCACAGGGAGUGUGGUAGGGGGAGGGCAAGAUCCGGGACUGUACCUCCCAAGGAGAGUAUUCUUCAGCCUGGCCUGAGCCCCAGCAAAAGGACAGCGUCUUUACUUCCUACUGAGUUUCAGGGGUCCCUGUGGGAGGGUAUAAGAAGCUCUUGGAAAAAGCCCUAUACCGAAAGGGUCCCUCUUCCCUUCCUUCACCUCCGUGCCUACUGCCUGCCUGCCAGCCUGAACGCCCGCCAGCCAAUGAAGGGAGGUGAGGAGGAGGGGGUGACUUCGACUGCCAGAGCAAGAAAGGACUUCAUCCACCUCUCCCUCUUCACAGAUGGGAACUUAAGGCCCAAAGACUCGAACGGGCUUGCCAGGGUUCCUCAGCAAGUUUGCAGAUCUGAGUUAGCGGUUGAGCCGGUAUUAGAACCCAGGGCCCCCUGGAUGUGACGCUGACUCAGCCUGUGAGGAGCGGUCCAGUCUCAGACAGGCUGCAAAGCUGGGAGGAGACACGGAGCCUCAUCCCGGAGAAGGGGCCGUCAGAAGACGACCCAGACGUCGUCGUGAAAGGUGGGGAUCCACCUCAUGCGCUCUAGAGGCCCCAAUCCCAAUCCUCCACGGGAUAAUGUCUUCUCCUGCCGAUCCCCUUUCCCUCUUUCUCCCCGCAGGUUGGCUGUACCGCGAGCCCCGCGGAGGAGGGGCGCGGCCCUGGUUGCCCCCGCGCCGAGCCUGGUUCGUGCUCACCCGGGACUCCUUGGACCAGUUCAGCAGCAGCGGGAAGGGGGCGCGGCGCCUCGGGAGCCUCGUGCUCACCAGCCUGUGCUCGGUGACCGGCCCUGAGCGCAGGCCCAAGGAGACCGGUCUGUGGUCAGUGACCGUGUCUGGCCGGAAGCAUAGCGUCCGGCUCUGCUCGCCCCGCCAGGCUGAGGCAGAGCGCUGGGGGGUGGCGCUGCGCGAAGUGAUAGCCUCUAAGGCGCCGCUGGAGACCCCCACCCAGCUGCUGCUCAGGGACAUUCAGGAGAGUUAUGGGGACCCGGAAGCUGUGGCCCUUAUUUACAGACGGAACCCAAUUCUGAGGCACACUAGUGGGGCCCUGUAUGCCCCACUCCUGCCCCUGCCCUACGGAGUCAGUGCCCCAGGUCCGGGCUACGCUCCCUUGCGCGAGGAGGCGGUGCGGCUGUUCCUGGCGCUGCAGGCCCUGGAGGGGGCGCGGCGCCCCGGGCCCCUGAUGCAGGGUGUGCUCCAGACCUGCCGGGACCUGCCUGCGCUCCGAGAUGAGCUCUUCCUGCAGCUGGCUAAGCAGACCUCGGGCCCCGCAGGCCCCCCCGGGCCUCCAGCCACCCAAGACCCCGCGGCCCUGCGGUACUGGCAGCUCCUCACUUGCAUGAGCUGUACCUUCCGGCCUGGUGGGCCUGUACGGGGGCACCUCCUGGGGCAUCUGGAGAGGACUGAGCAGGCGCUUCCGGACUCGGAACUGGCGGAAUAUGCGCGCUUCAUACGAAAAGCGCUGGGCCGGACGCGCGGCCGGGAGCUGGUGCCCUCGCUGGCAGAGAUUUCCGCGCUGAGCCGACGGCAGGAAUUGUUGUGCACCGUGCACUGUCCGGGGGGUGGUGCCUGCCCUGUGGCCAUAGACUCCCACACCACGGCGGGAGAGGUUGCUCGAGAGCUGGUGGGGCGGCUGGGCUUGACCCGGAGCCGCAAUGCAUUCGCGCUGUACGAGCAGCGAGGGCCCCAGGAGCGAGCCCUGGCCGGGGGGACUCUCGUGGCCGACGUGCUCACCAGGUUUGAGAACUUGGCGGUGGAGGAAGCCGGGCUGGAGGACCCGCCGGACUCCGGAUGGAGACUGUGUCUGCGUCUUCACGGACCUCUGCACCCUGAGGGACUGUCCUCAGACGGUCACGAACUGCCCUUCCUCUUUGAGCAGGCUCAAGCUCUGCUGCUGCGCGGCCGUCCGUCCCCGCCCGACGACACGCUGCGCGCCCAGGCGGCGCUGCGCCUGCGGAGCCUGCACCGAGACUUCUCCCCGCGGGCGCCUCUGCCGCGCCUGGACCGCUUGCUGCCCACCCCGGCCCCGCCGCGUGAAGACCCUCUCCGCCCGGUGCCCAGGCCUCCCCGCUCCGCCGCCCUGCUGGCCGGGGCAAUCUGGAGUCCGGCCCUGGCCAAGAGGCGGGCGGAGCGGGCCCGGCGCGGCGGGGCCGGCCGCACGGCGGGAAGCGUGGCCCGCGAGGGAGGAGGUGGCGCCGGCACAGCGGCUGCUGUGCUGGGAGGCUGGAAGCGGCUACGGGGCAUGGGCCGAGCUGAGGCCAUGGCUGCCUACCUGGCUCUGGCGGCGCAGUGUCCAGGGUUCGGCGCUGCUCGGUAUGACGUUCUGGAGCUGAGCACGGAGCCUGGUGGGGGCGCUCCACAGAAGCUAUGCCUGGGCCUGGGAGCCAAGGCCAUGUCCCUCUCCCGACCGGGUGAGACACAGCCCGUUCACAGUGUCAGCUAUGGCCGUGUGGCCGCCUGCCAACUAAUGGGCCCCCACACCCUGGCAUUGAGGGUGGGAGAGAGCCAGCUCCUCCUGCAGAGUCCCCAGGUGGAAGAGAUCAUGCAGCUGGUGAAUGCCUACUUGGCCAACCCCUCCCCUGCGAGGCCCAGCAGUAGUCCUCCUCCAUGCCAAGACCUGCCAGACACCUCCCCUCCCAGCCAGCACCCGGGCCUGGACGAGCCCCAGGGACAGUCUGGCUGUUUGGGGCAGCUGCAGGACUGAGCUUGCCAAGAGGUCAUGACCUCCCUCUUGCCUCCAUCCUGGACUUGGACUGCUCUGCGAUUUCAGGGAACCAUGGACCCUUUUGGCCCUGCAGGGACAGGGCACACCCCACACCCAAGGGCUGCAAUGGGUGCAGACAAUUUUCUAGUUUGUUUCUUAAUUUAUUUGUAGAAGAGAAGACACACACACAAAAAUUCCUUAUUUACACAAA
Messenger RNA from Aethalodelphis obliquidens (Pacific white-sided dolphin), 3302 nucleotides. RefSeq names its product pleckstrin homology, MyTH4 and FERM domain containing H3 (gene PLEKHH3). The transcript has 12 exons. Gene Ontology annotation, cellular component: cytoskeleton. NCBI's taxonomy places the organism in Eukaryota, Metazoa, Chordata, Mammalia, Artiodactyla, Delphinidae. The record is from RefSeq and is a predicted model, not a curated record. The coding region runs from base 968 to 3091 and encodes 707 amino acids.